AUGCCAAAGUCUACGAGGGAAACAGUUGAUUUUGUUAAUGGAUCUCUACUGUCUUUGCCGCCACGAUCUGAGAAUAGGUACAAGAAUCAGACAGUUGCUAUAAAGAUAGUUCACAGAGGAGAAACGCCAGAAGAGAUUGCAAAGAGGGAUUCAAGAUUCUUAAGAGAAGUAGAAAUGCUUUCGCGUGUUCAGCACAAGAAUUUGGUCAAGUUCAUUGGUGCUUGCAAGGAGCCUGUAAUGGUGAUAGUCACCGAACUUCUUCAAGGCGGUACACUGCGUAAAUAUCUGUUAAACUUGAGACCUGCAUGUUUGGAGACUCGUGUGGCCAUCGGUUUUGCGCUUGACAUUGCUCGUGGCAUGGAAUGCUUGCAUUCCCAUGGGAUCAUUCACCGUGAUCUUAAACCCGAGAACUUGCUUUUAACGGCAGACCACAAAACAGUAAAACUAGCAGACUUUGGAUUAGCAAGAGAAGAGUCACUGACUGAGAUGAUGACGGCUGAGACAGGAACAUACCGAUGGAUGGCACCUGAGUUGUACAGCACGGUUACUCUUCGAUUAGGAGAGAAGAAGCAUUACAACCAUAAAGUCGACGCUUAUAGCUUUGCAAUCGUUCUCUGGGAGCUUCUACACAAUAAAUUGCCUUUUGAGGGAAUGUCGAAUCUCCAAGCAGCAUAUGCAGCAGCCUUUAAAAAUGUGAGGCCAAGCGCUGAGAACUUACCAGAGGAGUUGGGCGACAUUGUAACUUCAUGCUGGAAUGAGGAUCCUAAUGCGCGGCCCAACUUCACUCAAAUCAUUCAGUUACUUCUUAGCUAUCUUUCCAAGGUCGGAUCUCCGGUACGUUCAAUUCCACAUCGGCUUCUUGCUUCUAAGAACGCACUACUGCCACCGGAUUCUCCAGGAACUAGCUCUUUGAUGGCUAAGGUUGAUGAAUGUGGGGAGACUCCAAAGGCCAAAACUGAAGACAAACGAAAAGGACCAGAGAUUAAGUAG
Molecule: messenger RNA, 990 nt
Organism: Arabis nemorensis
Lineage: Eukaryota; Viridiplantae; Streptophyta; Magnoliopsida; Brassicales; Brassicaceae
Source: the annotation of a GenBank genome assembly